AUGAAAAAGGAAAGAGUCAACGGAAAUGUAAAACUGUGUAACACCCGCGAUGAAAAGGCCCUGAUGUCUCUUACAGGGAGGCCUGUCUGUCCUAAUAGCUGGAGGGAGAUUAGAGGCAGGUGUUAUUUUCUGUCCAGUGAGACGAGGUCCUGGAACAGCAGCAGGGCGUUCUGUCAGGACCAUGGAGCUGAUCUGGUGGUGAUCAAUGAUGAACAGGAGCAGAGGGAUCUCUAUGCAAUGGAUGGCAACCCUAAUCUGCUGUUCUGGAUCGGUUUGUAUGACGAUACCAGCAAGGGGACUUUCAAAUGGGUGGAUGAUACUCCUCUAACUAGAGCAUAUUGGCAGGUUGGACAACCAGGUGAUGGUGGACUGAACAAUCAGGAAAACUGUGUAGAAAUGUACCGCCAACACCCAGUGCUUUUCAGUUGGAAUGAUGCCCCCUGUGAACAUUCACGGCAAUGGAUCUGUGAGAAAGCAGCACAUCAGUGA
This is a messenger RNA of Periophthalmus magnuspinnatus, 489 nucleotides long. Its product is annotated as CD209 antigen-like protein 2. The transcript is spliced from 4 exons. The coding region runs from base 1 to 489 and encodes 162 amino acids. NCBI's taxonomy places the organism in Eukaryota, Metazoa, Chordata, Actinopteri, Gobiiformes, Gobiidae. The record is from RefSeq and is a predicted model, not a curated record.